AUGAUUAGAAAUUUAAUAAAAAAAGCUGAUUUGCUUGUUGAUCCUUAUGAAUUUAAUAUUUCGCAAAAAGAGAAAUCUUUAACUCCAAUAGGUUUAUAAUUAUUUGAGUUUUAGGUGGAUUUAUAAGUAUUCUCUUAUUAGUUUUUACUUCUUUUUAUAUUGUUGGAGUAUUUCAAAGAAGUAUUUAAAAUGAAAAUACUAUUUAUGCUGGUACUUAAAGUGAUAAAAACACUGAAUUUGUAUUGAGUAAUGAAAACACCAUAUUUUCAAUUGAAUUGUCAACCCUUAAUGGAAAAUUCUUGAGCAAUAAUACAAAUGUCUAAGAGUAUUAACUUGAACAUCAAUUUAGUUAUUUUACAUUAACUGCAUAGUAUAUUCAAUAAUAAAGAGUCGAAGGAAAAAUAGGAUUUACAAGAAAUUACAGUUCAUUAAAUUAAUCUAAAUGUUCUUUAGAAAAAAUUGAAUAAUUCAAUUUUAAUUCUGCAUCAAUGACUUAAGAAUAAAAAGAAAAUUUAAUUUGUUUUAAUGGUAAUUUCACAUUAUAAGGACAAUUCUAUGAACCAUAUUUUGCUUAUAUUAAAUUAACUGUCAGUGUUUGCAAUAAUUCUACAAGCAAAACAUGUAAAUCAUCAAAGGAAAUUGAAGAUUUUAUUAAUAAAGGGUAAUUAUAACAACUAUUAAAAGUGUUAAUGUGGAUAUGUUUAUCAAAGGAUCAAAAAUUAAAUAAUCAUUAAAUUAUUCAAGUCCUGCUGAUAUUUUUUCAAAUAAUGUAUUUUGGAGAUUAACUACUGGUAUUGGUGAUAAUGAAGAUAUUUAUAUGUAACCAUUAUAAAUGGAUUUAAGUAAAAUACAUUUAAAUUGAUUAGAAAAAAUCUAAUUUUUUAGCGAUAUAUUUAAUAUUGAAGAUACUAAAAGAUUAUACAAUGGUUCAGUUGUUUAAAGAUAAGAGAGAAGACAAGAACCUAUAUCAAUCUCUUCAGGAGUUGGAUUAUGUACAUUUUAUUUAAGGUAUUUUCUUAUUGAAAUUUAGAGCUUCAUCUGAUACUUCAUUUUAUUUUGUAAUACAAUAAGAUUUACCUUCAAUUAUAUUAUCAGCAGUUUCUGAGGCUACCGCUUUGUGUUUAGCUGUUAUGCAAAUUAUCAAAAUAUUUUAUAAAGUUUAUAACUAGCAUAAAACUUUUGAAAUAUUAAUGAAUUCUGUUUUUAAAUUUGACUUAAAAAGUGUUCAAUAAAGAAAAUUAUCAUAGGUUAAUUAAUCAUAAACUCCUGGAAAGAUUUAGUCUUCAGCGAAAAAUUCAAAAAUAUUGUUACAAUAAGUAUUUUUGCAUAUUUAUAAAGAUCUUUGAUUAUACAAUAAAUUACUCAUUUUAUUAAUAUGUACUUUACAUUCUAAGAAAAUACUUUAAAAGUUGUAAAAAAAUGGAAGAUGAAAAAGAAUUAGUAAUAUCAUAAAUAGCUAAAUCUAAAAUUGAAUUCGAUUUAGAUUUAACUAAUAUUCUAAAAAAAUUAUAUGAAAUUGAUUGUUUAAAAUUGUUUUUAUUUGAUGAUGAUCAACUUAUGCUUUUUAAUUCAUUUUGUUCACCUGUUUUUCAGGAUUAAAUGACUAACCAAAAAGAACUAUUUGAUAUUUUAACUGCAAGUAAUAAAUAGACUAAAUCAAUAAAUUAGCUUCAAUAAUAAUCAAAUAAUUAAACCAAUUUAGAAAAUAAUUAAAAUAUAAUAUAAUAUGCCGCAACUUCAACAAGUAUUUUGAAUAAAUAAUUAUUUUAGUACCAAUCAAUAUUAGAUUAGCAAAAUUGACAAGAUUUUUUAAAGCAUAACUUGGUGCAGAAAAUGCAUAAGAUUUAGUUGACAAUUUUUAAAAAAUAACAGAAAAUAAGAAUAAAAAUAGUUAAUUAAAUGAUUAAUUAAUAGAAUUUGCUAAGUAGAACAAAAGUUUAUUUAAUCUUGUCUAAUAAAAUUAUACAACAAUUUUAUAAUAGUAAAAUGAAGAUGAUUAAAAAUACUUUUAAGAUUAAAUUAUAUUAGAUGUGCCUAAUGAAUUAGAUGAAGGUAGAAAACCAUCUGAGGCAGUUGGUAGUAAAGAAUCAGGUUAAAGUUAAAAAGAUCUAGAGAUAAAUUAAUCUCCAGAUUUAUUGUAAUAUAGACUUUAAUAAGUUUGAUUGGC
Messenger RNA from Paramecium sonneborni, 2167 nucleotides. NCBI's taxonomy places the organism in Eukaryota, Ciliophora, Oligohymenophorea, Peniculida, Parameciidae. The record is from the annotation of a GenBank genome assembly.